AGAGAGAGAGAGAGAUUAUGGGUUGCCGAAUUCAUGUAGAGAGUCUUCAAUGGUCCACACAGGCACGGCUCGACGAAGGGUGGUCAAGAAAUGCCACCUUCUCCGCACCACCCAAACCUCCUCAAACUUGGCAAGCUUUUGCCGCUCCUUCCCUGCUUAAAUGCGGUGCGAUCCCUCCAUGCUUCUUUUGCGAGUUGAUGAGACCUCUCGCGUUGCUCAAGUCCAGGAAGGGAAGAGAGAAAACGCAAAUGGCUCAAUCAGGGAGGAACAGAUUACAUUUUCUUGACUACUGUCCGGGGAAACACCAUCUUCCGGCCAGCAAUCUGCACCCGCAUAAAGGUGUGUCGUCUCCGCGUGGACAUUGGUCGGCGCCGACGACGCCAACCUUCAGGGAAUUCUACGACCAUGAAGACUACCACCACCACCAUGCGAAGAAGUCGGUGCUGGUGAAGGUGAAGGAGAAGGCAAGGAAGUGGAGGCAGAUGCUUCUGAAGAAGAGACAUGGGCAGGGGAAACACAACCCCACACCACCCUGGGGAGUUAGCUUGGACGCGGGGCUCGAAGAAGAAGACGAACAUCCCCGCCACCAUGGCGCCUCCGUGUCCGAGUCAGAGACGGCACCGUAUGCUCCUGCCGCUGACUCUGCUCCAGCGAAUCAUUCGAGUCCGCAGGUGAAAUCAACAGUUACUCUACUCAGUACGACAGACGAGGAAUCGGAGACGAUGCAGAAGGAUGAAGUGCGUAGUGAGCAACCGGCGUCGGACGACCACCUCGGCGCAGUCAAGGAUCUACCCAUACCAGACACGACUGUAGUGCCUGCUGCCAUCGACAAGGCUCCCAUGAAGGAUGAGUCCAUGGAUCAAAAACCAGCCGGCAACAGCAAUAAGACCCUGAGCGAGACGGUAACGGAGAUGCUCACGCCGGCGUACGCUGCGGUGUCGGAGGCGACCCAAGCAAUAGCCUCCAAGUUCCAGGGAUCGAGUCCAAGGUACGAGAUGGUCGCCAAGCAAGUGUGGGACAAGGGGGUCUCCAUGAAGGAGUAUCUGAUGCAGAAGCUGGAGCCCGGAGAGGAAGACAGAGCUCUGUGCGAAGUCAUUACCGGGGCGGUGAGCCCCAGAAAUGUGAGCCAUGGCUGUGCUGAAGCAGGCGCUGUGAAGACCAGGGAGGAAGCAGUCUCGUCUUUGACGGGAAAGGAGGAAAGCGAGGGGUCACCCAUACCGGUCUCCACGAAUCCUCGUGCAGGAAUGUAAUGGUGUGAGUUCGCCAUGGACACACAGGACAUACUGAAGACGAAGAGACUUAGGGGAUCAAACAGUAGCAGCAUACCAACUCAUACAUCAUGACGAUGUCAAAUUAUUAUUCUCUUUUUGUUCUUAUUUUUUCUUGAGGGUAAGACCACGAAGUCAAUGGAACAUAGUUUGACUUUAGCAGCUCUCCCUUCACUAAGAGAAAUGAGGAGAAGAUUAGAUUGUAUACCAAUAAUCAUACAUCCUUCAGUGUCA
Musa acuminata AAA Group (dessert banana) is the source of this 1502-nucleotide messenger RNA. RefSeq names its product low-temperature-induced 65 kDa protein. The transcript is spliced from 3 exons. Gene Ontology annotation, biological process: response to abscisic acid. NCBI's taxonomy places the organism in Eukaryota, Viridiplantae, Streptophyta, Magnoliopsida, Zingiberales, Musaceae. The record is from RefSeq and is a predicted model, not a curated record. Bases 18 to 1250 code for a protein of 410 amino acids.